GCGAAACUAUAUAAACAGAGCCCAAAUCGUGAACGGGGCAGAAAGUAUUUGUCGAUUGGCUAACAUCGACCAAGCCAGCAGCACCAGCCAAGAGAUCCAUUUGGCUGUGUAGGAUCGACAAGCCGUCGUUUCCAUACCACUGGACGGCGUUCGUUGUAGGUAGCCAAUUGCUAGCCUACCAUCCAGCUUCAUCGCUUCGAUGGCUUCGCAGACGGAAAGCUGUCGACACUCGUGGUUCUACUGUCGACGAGUGAACAUCUCCGAGCAGACCCGGAUCGUGCAGUCGGCGCUAUCGUCCACUCACCAUCCUCCACCCACCCCUCGCCAACAACGGUCAAACAGAUCAGGUUGGAGAUCUGUGGUUUUAACUGCAAUCAAACCUGGCAAGAGUUAUAUGAAAUCUUUUUUCCCAUCAAGUGGGGUGGCGGUGGUCUACAGAAUCGUCAUGUCGGACUGCGCAGAUCUUGGAGUGCCAGCUAGUUUGCAGAGCACCAAACCAACCGACCGCAAAGCGGUCGGUUGCGGGAGUAUCGAGCAGCACUUCAUCCUGCCGGCGUCCGUCGAGGUCGUGAGUAGAUGCAUGCGAAGAAUUGAAGAGUGUACACGAAAAAAAAAACAAUGUAGUAUCGUUGAUUGGCCAAUCGUAGAGCAGAAGUAAAUGUGACGAGAAUUUUUGAUUUCUAAAUAUAGUUUGCUUUUUCUUUA
Messenger RNA from Aedes albopictus (Asian tiger mosquito), 705 nucleotides. RefSeq lists its product as uncharacterized. The coding region runs from base 200 to 658 and encodes 152 amino acids. Lineage: Eukaryota; Metazoa; Arthropoda; Insecta; Diptera; Culicidae. The transcript is spliced from 2 exons. The record is from RefSeq and is a predicted model, not a curated record.